AUGUCAGCAUUUUCUUGCGUCCCCGCAACGUUUGAGAACAUCUCACUGUUUGGGGCGGAGAUUCUGUCUCUGCAGACAAAUCUUGUCACCAACUACACCAUCACUGUCCCUUCUUCUGUUCGCUUCACCCAGCCGUCAGUCGAAGUGCAGAACGGGAGCUUUUGCAACAUCACGGUAACCUACACCCACCCGGGUCAAGGUGAUAUCGUCAAUUUCGAGGCGUGGCUUCCCGCAGAAGGAUGGAAUGGUCGCCUUCAGGCUGUCGGAGGCGGCGGUUGGGUUGCAGGCCGCAGUGAACCGUUUUACAGCGCCAUGGGUGGAGCAGUAGCUGACGGCUAUGCGACGACCACGACCGACGCUGGGUUGGGAAACGCUUUGGACGCGAGUCCUUGGGCACUUCUCAGCCCCGGAAACGUCAAUUUCUACAAUCUGCAGAACCUUGCGUCUGUGUCACUCGACGAUGGCGCAAUCAUCGGAAAGUCUCUCAUCAGGUCCUACUACGGUCGCGGACCAGACUAUUCCUACUGGAAUGGCUGUUCUCAAGGAGGCCGACAAGGACUCAUGCUAGCCCAGCGGUAUCCUACUCAGUAUGAUGGCAUCGCGGCCGGUGCUCCAGGGAUUCAAUGGACCGAUUUCUUCCCGAGCAUGCUCUGGCCUCAGCAGUACAUGAAUAUGAUCGGGGAGUACCCUCAUGCAUGUGAACUCGCGGCGAUCACGGCCGCGGCAGUGUCUGCUUGUGAUGGAUUAGACGGUGUCAAAGACGGGAUCAUCAGUGAAGUCGAUGCGUGCCUUGAUGCAUUCAAUCCUUUCAAGAUGGUCGGUCGAGCAAUCAACUGCUCUGAGGCACCUGAAGUUAGUCGUGCAGCAGCAGCUGUAGUCAAUGCUACGUGGCAGGGGAUGCGCAACUCCCAAGGCGUACAGCUGUGGCCAGGACUGAACCCCGGUACUGAUCUGGCUGUCGGCGUCGCUGCCACCAACUGCUCUACAGGGUCUUGCAGAGGUGUGCCAUUGCCCAUUGCUACGCAAUGGCUUUCGUUAUUUGUCGCAAGGGAUCCAAAUUUUGAUCUUUCCCACGUCAGUCAAGCUGAGUUUGACUGGAUGGCACACCAGGGGCGGCAGAGGUACAACUCGAUUAUUGGCACUGAUGACCCUGACCUCUCUGCUUUUCGUGAUGGCGGAGGAAAGCUGAUUACUUUUCACGGCCUCAUUGACGAGCUUCUCCCUCCAAAGGGGAGUACCAAGUACUACAAGAGAGUAUCUGAUCUCAUCCCGGGAGUUCAUGACUUCUACCGCCACUUCGAGGUACCCGGCAUGGGCCAUUGCGGUGGAGGGAGGAGCGGAGAGCCAACUAGUCUAUUUGGUCAACUCCGUGUAUGGGUCGAGAAUGGCACAGCACCGGACCAUACACUAGUCAGGGUUACAGUUCCGGACGGAAACGUUCAAGACCGCAUAUUGUGCCCAUAUCCGCAGAAGAGCGUUGUCGAUUCGAACUGUGAUAGGAAUCUGGGAACACGAUGCUGGUCAUGCGAAGACAGUUUGUAG
This is a messenger RNA of Colletotrichum abscissum, 1542 nucleotides long. Its product is annotated as tannase and feruloyl esterase. Lineage: Eukaryota; Fungi; Ascomycota; Sordariomycetes; Glomerellales; Glomerellaceae. The record is from RefSeq and is a predicted model, not a curated record. Bases 1 to 1542 code for a protein of 513 amino acids. The transcript has 3 exons.